AUGUCUGACGCCAGGCAGCGAACUCUGUCCACCUCCGGAGAGUCUCUGUACCAGGUGCUGGGCCUGGACAAGGGCUGCAGCCAUGACGACAUCAAGAAGUCCUACAGGAAGCUGGCGUUGCGUUACCACCCGGACAAGAACCCGGACAACCCGGAGGCGGCGGAGAAGUUCAAGGAGCUGAACAGCGCCCACGCCGUCCUGUCCGACCUCACCAAGAGGAACAUCUACGACUCGUACGGCUCGCUGGGGCUCUACGUCGCCCAGCAGUUCGGAGAGGACAACGUCAACACCUACUUCAUGCUGUCCACAUGGUGGGCCAAGGGUCUGUUUGCAGUGUGUGGGCUGCUGACCGGCUGUUAUUGCUGCUGUUGUCUCUGCUGCUGCUGUAACUGCUGCUGCGGGAAGCUCAGGCCAACGCCCACUGGCGAGGGGGCGGAGCCAGACAGUUACGUUUCCCCUGACGACCUGGAGGAGGAGCUGCGCAAUGAUGGCGACAAUGAUGGAGACGCCCCGGUCGUUCACCAGCCCACCAACGCCAGCGAGAAAACACAGCUGAUCGGCGACGGCCAACGCAGAUACGGCGACACGUACACCUGA
Molecule: messenger RNA, 597 nt
Organism: Myripristis murdjan (pinecone soldierfish)
Lineage: Eukaryota; Metazoa; Chordata; Actinopteri; Holocentriformes; Holocentridae
Product: dnaJ homolog subfamily C member 5-like
Exons: 4
Coding region: 1-597 (198 amino acids)
Source: RefSeq, a predicted model, not a curated record